GACGGAUAUGGAAGACACAGGAGUGCAGAAGACAAUUUGGGACGGAGAUGCCAAGGCUGUUCAACAAUGUCUGACGGAUAUAUUUACCAGCGUAUACACCACCUGUGAUAUACCGGAGAAUGCCAUAUUUGGCCCCUGCGUACUGAGCCACACUUCAUUAUACGACAGCAUAGCUUUCAUCGCCCUCAAAUCUACAGACAAGAGAACUGUACCCUAUAUUUUCCGGGUGGAUACUUCAGCUGCAAACAGCUCAUCCGAGGGACUGAUGUGGCUCCGUCUGGUUCAAUCUGCUCGAAACAAAGAAGAGCAAAAUCUGGAAGCCUAUAUUAAAAAUGGACAACUGUUUUACAGAUCCCUGCGCAGGAUUGCCAAAGAUGAGGAAUUGCUGGUUUGGUACGGGAAAGAAUUAACAGACCUUCUACAUCUGAACCAUGGCAGGACAUCUGGAAAAAACACUGGGUCCACGUGCCAGGAGUGCAACCAGAGGUUUCAGUUUGAUUUCCCUUUUGUGGCUCACGUGAGAUUUCGCUGUCCCAAGAGAAUCCACAGCUCUGAGUCCAGUUCGGAACAAGCCUACAAAGAGAACAGAGAGAUGGAGCCUCGGAAUUCAAUCACAACUACAGCCAAAUACGGCAAAUUAACCAUUUACCAACCUCAGAAGGAAAAUCACAAACCCACAACAGACUUUCACAAUCUAGCCAGAGACAUGGAGAAUUUCAGAGGGGCAUCCUCCUCAUUCACUUCCUCACCGCCUCCCAAAGCCAACGUUUCGCGUCAGGAUUUAGAUUCCUCAUCCGACAGUAUGCAUAAAGCCAAAAGAAAAUACGAUGACCAAAUGGACGAUAACAGGUCCAAGAGGAUUGAGGCAUCUGUCAGGUUUUUGGAUAGACCAAUGCCUUCAUCCAAGGAGGACUUAGUGUGUAGUCCUCAACCAUUUAGAGCAAACUCCUACUAUAAUAUAGAGGAAGUAGGACAGUUGUUUGCCCCACCUAGUCCAGAAACGGGCGAAGCCAAGAGGAGUGCUUUUGUGGAGGUUAAAAAAGCCUCAAGGGGGGUUGACGAUGAAGACCUGAACUUGGACAAUAAAGCAGCCUCUCCAUCCCAUUCAAGCAGUCCCCAUGAGGAAAAACGAUUACACAGACCAGAAAACCAGACAGAGGACAACACUGCCCUGGGAAGUGCCUUUACUAGCAUCGCCCAGGUGACAAGCCAGGAGCAGGAAAGAAAAAGCGCUUUCUCUCAACCAACCAGAAGCAGCUUCAGCCAUAUAUCUCCACUGCAGGUGAUGGGACAGAAAAUGGUAUCCAGCGGAGUAAAUGUGGACUGCCAUUCAGAAAAUGUUGCUCCUGCAAGGCUCUUCCAGUCUGACCCUCUCUCAGUGAAGCUACAGAGCUCUGAAUUAAGCAAUAACUGUACAUUGCAAGGGAGCUUCUCAAAACAGAGCCCUUUCCUGUUUGCCACCGCGUUUUGGCCAAAGAGCUCAGCAGGUCCACUACAGCUGCAGCUGCCUUCCACCUUGACAUUGCUUCCACCUUCCUUUACUUCCCUAUGUUUGCCAGCUCAAAACUGGUGUGCCAAAUGCAACGCUUCAUUUAGGAUGACCUCAGAUUUAGUGUAUCACAUGAGAUCACACCACAAAAAGGAGUAUUCCAUGGAACCGCUUGUGAAGAGGAGGAGGGAAGAGAAACUCAAGUGUCCCAUAUGCAAUGAGUCCUUUAGGGAACGCCACCACCUCUCCAGGCACAUGACAUCUCACAACUGAAGCCAAAUGGACAACGUUAAAUUUGGGUGGUCAACUUGUAGCUAGCCCAGAAGGAUGGAGAUGAAAAUUUCAGUACAAACGGUAGUAGAGGCUAAGCCACUCCUGCUCUAUAUUUUAGAAACUUCUAUAAUCGCACAUUUUAGCGCGCUGGGAUCCUCCGACAGUGUGUGGGUCUUUUUCUCUCUGAAUGCACGCAUUUUCACUUUCCAAAAGAACAUUUUUAAAAUGAUAUAUAUAUAUAUAUAUAUCUAUAUAUAUGUAUAUAUAUAUAUAUAUAUUUCGGCAUAUUGACGCAUUUGUCAUAUAUUUCUACUUAAAUUAUGAAGCACUUAUGGUUUAGAUGUAAUAAUUAUUAUUGUAUGUAAGGUUAAAUUUGUCUUUUUUUAUUUUGGAUAAAAAAUAUUUGGAUGCAUAAUAGUUUGUGCAAUACCUGACGACAUUUCCCUGUUCUCAGCACAAAAUCAAAAAGGACUUUUGUCACCCAGGAGACGCAUGGACAAUGUCACCACCAUAACAGUAUGAUCUUCAGCCAGAAUAUUAUAUGCCAACUAUAUUUCCUUUUCGAUACAAAUUGUAAUUUUGUGCCAGUGAAUUAAAGUCCACCUAGUUAUUUGUUUUCAUUUAUCUCUCCUCUCCAGUUCAAAUGAAAAUACGAUUUAUUAAACUUUAUAGUUUAUCUUGGUAUGUUGUAUGCUUUGACAAUAAAUGCUUUAUUUUCUGCAAAGCA
Molecule: messenger RNA, 2489 nt
Organism: Spea bombifrons (plains spadefoot toad)
Lineage: Eukaryota; Metazoa; Chordata; Amphibia; Anura; Pelobatidae
Gene: PRDM8
Product: PR/SET domain 8
Exons: 3
Coding region: 8-1762 (584 amino acids)
Biological process (GO): regulation of DNA-templated transcription
Cellular component (GO): nucleus
Molecular function (GO): protein binding
Source: RefSeq, a predicted model, not a curated record